Molecule: messenger RNA, 7252 nt
Organism: Epinephelus fuscoguttatus (brown-marbled grouper)
Lineage: Eukaryota; Metazoa; Chordata; Actinopteri; Perciformes; Serranidae
Gene: klf8
Product: Kruppel-like factor 8
Exons: 7
Coding region: 374-1690 (438 amino acids)
Biological process (GO): regulation of transcription by RNA polymerase II
Molecular function (GO): DNA-binding transcription factor activity, RNA polymerase II-specific; RNA polymerase II cis-regulatory region sequence-specific DNA binding
Source: RefSeq, a predicted model, not a curated record
ACGCAGGGUGGGGUCACAAGCAGGGAGAGGCGGAGGAGGAAAAGGCAGAGAGAGAGAGCCCAGCCCUUGAAUACACGGCAACAACACGCCGUCAGAGAGAGAGGGAGAGACACAGAGAGACUGGCUGUUUUUUGGGGGGAGCAAAGGGAGCCUUCGACGCUGCGGAUAUGAACUGAAAAGACACACUGGAAGAGACAGGGAUCGUGUUCCUAUAUCCCCAAAUCUUACUGUAAAGGUGGAAAACUAGCCCCCCCAAACCCUCCUUUCUCCCCACCAGUUCUUAUUCAGAUAGAGCUACACCCAAAGCCCCGACCGACCCCCUCCUGCUCCUGCUGCUCCACCCCUCCGCCGCUGCACCGCUCCGGCAACCGAGAUGCACACGGAGACCCGUAACAAGAAAUGCCAGUCGACUCCUAAGCAGAAGAAGAGUGCUGUCGGCGCCCAGAAGAAGCAGAGGAGCCCGGCCAAGCACAGCACCCUGACCCAGCAGCAACAGCCGCCGUCGUCAUCAUCACCGCCGCCGCCGGUAUCCCGGGUGGAGGAGGAGAAGGAGGAGGAGCCGGUGACCAGGCCUCGGCCGCCACAGGAGGAAGAGGAGGAGGAAGCAGGCGAGGAGGAGCGAGAGGAAGUGGCGACACAGUCUGUGAAGAAGAAGGAGAAGGAGGAGGAAGAGCAGGAGGAGGCAGAGGGGGGCGAGACAGUCAUGCCCUCUGUACAGAUCAAACCAGAGCCAGAGGAGAUGGAGUGCACGGCAGAUGUAGGUGACGACUGCUCACAGCCAACAGACUUGAAGGUGAAGACAGAGUUGCCAGUUUGCAAGACAGAGCCCUCUUCGCCCCAGCCGUGCGCGGCCGAGGAUCAGACCGAACCUGUCGACCUGUCGCUCAACAAGCCCCGCUCCUCUUCGCUCCCUGCUUCUACGACAAACACCACAGUCAACCCAGCACCCAGCGAUGCCGUGACCCAACCCAGCCUGUCAGCUACACCAGUCCCCUCUGCAGUACAGUCGAUAGGCUCCAUGGUGCUCUCACCGGGCUCCAUCUUGGCCACGCAGGGCGCCGGCGGUCAGCAGAUCCUGCACGUCAUCCACACAAUCCCCUCGGUCAGUAUGCCCAGCAAGGUGGGCCAGCUCCAGACCAUCCCUGUGGUGGUGCAGUCGCUGCCUGUUGUCUACACCACCAUGCCUACUGAUGGCGUCGCCACGGCAGCCAUUACAGUGCCGCUCAUAGGCAGUGAUGGGCGCUCAGAAGGAUCUGUUCGUAUUAAGCCAGGUUCGACGUCUCCGGUGGAGUAUCAGAGUGACAGCGAUGCAGAGAGCGGUACAGAGUCUGGAUCGGCCUCUCUCAGUGCCCAGAGCCUCGACGCAGGGUCAGUUAUGGACUUAGAACCUGUCGAUCCAGAUUCGCCGGACAUCAAGAGGAGGCGGAUCCACAUGUGUGACUAUGAAGGCUGUAAAAAAGUUUACACCAAGAGCUCCCACCUUAAAGCCCACAGGAGGAUACACACAGGAGAGAAGCCCUACCACUGUACCUGGGAGGGCUGCACCUGGCGCUUCGCCCGCUCCGACGAGCUGACCCGACACUUCCGCAAGCACACCGGAAUCAAACCUUUCCGCUGCACCGAGUGCGACCGCUCCUUCUCCCGGUCCGACCACCUCUCCCUGCACCGCCGCCGCCAUGUCAUGAUGUGAACUCUUGACCUCCUUCCUCCCUCCCCCACCCCCCUUUGACAAAGUCCCUCACACCCUCACAGCACAUCUUGUACCAGUGCCCCCCCCCCGUUUCCAUCCUCGCCUCUGCUGCCCCCACAUCAGGAUUUUAAUCAGCAGAUAAAAAAAGACACUGUACCUCCUCCUUCCUUCCUCCUCCUCCUCCUCCUCCUCCUCCUUUUCAUCAUGAAAUCACAGGAAAAUGAGGGAUGUGUCUGUGCAUUUGUGUGUGCGCCCAGUGGAGGUUUUUUACUGUGUGUGUUUCAACACAUCAUCAUCACCGUCCACCCAACACCCCCCAAAAACAGUCCCCUCCCUACCAUCCUCCAACUCCACCCGUCACGCGAGACGUCACCUCCUCAGACAGAGAGGGAUGGACUGAAGGUCGCCCAGCAGCAGGGGCGUUCAUCCAUCCAUCCAUCACAUGCAUCCAUCCAUCCACAGGAAAGGAGGAGGAAGAGGAGGAGUGACAUGUGUGUAUCACUUUCAAACCAGAAGGGGAGUCUUAAGCAGGAUGUCACUUCAGCUGCCCGAACAAUAUUCAUUCUGUACAUAUCCAGAGUUGGGAAGUAAUGUGACUGCAAAGCCAAAACAUGCCUCAAAUCGCUCCUUCUAACAACAGCAGCAUUUCCAGGAACCUUUUUAAGAACUCAAGAACUUAUCUAUCCAAUUUAUCCAUUGUGACUUGAGGAAUGAUGGCAAAAUGGAUGAGCUGAAUCAGGAGAUAUCUGAUCAAGGGAUAGGUUAACAAGACUACAAAAGUUUGAUACUCAGUCGGUGCUAUGGACACAUUUCGGUUGGUAACAAAAAAGUAUUAAAGUUCAAUUUCCAGCUCAAAAUCUUGGCCCAAGAAAGUCCCUGCUCUGGGACGACAGUCUACUACGAUAAACACAGUGACUCUGUCUCAAACAUAUAUGUAAUUGGACAUUUUUGCAAAAUCUUACAUUUCAAAUGCAAGAAAUCCGCAAAGCUCUUAGUUCCUGGGACUGUGUGGAAAAGGGUGUAAAAUAAUGGGUCUUGAAAGUGAAGGCUUCCCAUCCCUGUGCAUAUCAGCGUAUGAGUGUGUGUAUGCGCAUGUCACAGGCUUUUUCACAGCAGCUGAAGUGACGUCAAACAGGUAUUUCCUCUUUGGCAAACAUCUGUCUGAGAUCUAAAAGUAGAUUAUUGAGUCCCGACUCCCCUCCCCUCACACCCGCAUCACCCCGCACCCCCUCCCCUACCCCCCCUCCCCUCCCCUGGUACAGGGAGCUACAAGACUGUGAACUUUAUAAAGAUUCAUUUGUUUUCAUUGUAUCAAUCACAUUAAUGUCAUUUGCGUGUUCUCCCCCUCCCCCGCGCACACCUUCCUGAUUGUUCUUCGAUAACAGUAUUUGCUUUUUAUUGCGUCGUUGUUGCUGUUGUUUUUAUGAGAUAAGGCCUUCAGUUCUGUCUUUAUUUCCCUCCCCCUUUUCUUUGCCAUGUUUGGCACUCUUAACAGAAUGGCAUCCUUUUUAAAAAAACAAAAAAAUAUUCAGAUCCUUUUGUUGUGUUCUGAGGCUGUGAAAAAGACAGAGGAGACACAAAAGUAGUUUGAGAUUACAAGUAAAACUCUGGCGCAGGGAAUCGGGGAGCUUUUUCUGAGUGCGUGUUCUAUUGCGUGUGUUGUUCGUGUGUGUGUGUGUGUGUGUGUGUGUGUCUGUGGGUGAGUGUGCAUGUUUUGAGACAAACACAUAAUCAGAAUUUAAGAUUUUUACGAGUGUGUGUUCCGGGCACUUGUUCUUUUACCUCUUGCCCGUUGAGCCUUAAUAACUGAAGUCAAUCUGUAAGGGCGAAACCAGAACCACUGACAGAGGACGUUUGGCCACUUUGAGUCUCACUGUGAGCACCUGAUCUUUGCAGGAUUGGCAUGUUUUUCUUGUUACUUUCUGUGGGAAGGACAUUUCAUUACUUAGCUUGAAAACCAAGAGGCUGAAAGGUGCUACGUGAGUGACCUUUAAAAUUAACAUUUUAAUUUGGGUGACAAAAUCUAAACUAGACUCGAGAAACCUGGAAGCUUUUGCUGUCACAGUACCAGAAUUUUAAACUGCAAUACAACGACAGCGACACUCAAUACCACUUAAUACCACAGCAAGAAGAAAAAGUCAUAGGCACACACAAUAGGAUAUUUUUUCUUUAUUUAAAAAAUAUUAACCUGCCGUAACAGCCAUCAGUUCAGGGCCAGUUGAUUUUCUUCCUCAUAGUUUGAUUUGUGCAGCCUUGGGUUGAAAACCUGAUCUGUUUUUUUUUACAGUUUUGGUCAUACAAUUAAGAGAGAUUACAUUGUGUUAAACACUUGGUUUUGAAAAGGUAUCUAAGUAGUGAUACUUAGCAACCUUAGCUUGCAGACUUCUACUCACUAGUUUACAUAAUGAGCAACAGUUAUAGCAGGAAAUCUGCGUGACUGCCUUUUUUUGGGACACAAAACAUGAAAAGGGCAUUCCCAAGCAAGCAGAUUCAGAGAUAACAGAGGCGGGAAAUCACGUAGAGUUUACGGAGUUUAAGGAAAUAAUUAACAUCUAGCUGAUGAUGGAAAUCAUGGUCCUAUUAUUGGGAAAUUGUAGCAGUGACUGUCUCAUUUCAAAGACAAAUACUUUGACGAUUUGGAACCAAACAGCAAAAAACACCAUGAACGCCUCCUUUUAACCACUGAUAGCCGUAAUGCUAAAACUCUUAACGUAAAUGCCAUUUUUCACUGACUUCAUGACUGUCAAACAUCCGUGGAGCAGCAGGACAUGGAGCCAACAUGGCUGCCACUGAAAGCCACAGUGGCCACGCCGUCUGUCAGUGGUUCUGGGAGACACCAGGCACUGUGUCGGGCUGUCAGGGUCCGUAGUGCCUGCGAUUUAAACCGCGGGGAAACUUAGCGCUCUCCUCACUAGCAUUUCUACCAGGGUGGGGGUUUGUUCUCUUUCAACUGAGUUUGGUUCUCAGAACUUCAUUUAAUGCCUCAAAAAACUAGAGCGUAAUACUUUGUUGUCUUAAACCUUCCCUAAUAUCGACCCUGUGCUGAAAUCUGAUCAGCACAUUUUUCUAUAUCUGAUCAUGUCACAGAUAUAGGCAGUUGGAACAGGAUUGAACCCCUAACCCUGCCCCCCUAACCCACGCUGUCCAUGUCUUAAGUGGGCUGUUUUUCAGCUCCUGUUCUGGGCUGAACUUGAUUAUGCAACAUAACGCAGACCUCGCUCUAAGCGCUGUUCUGAACUCAGUAGUCGAGCACUAUAGCUGGUAGUUGUACUGCUGAUAUGCAGCUCACAUGGUUUGUAACGAGAACCUUUAAAAGGGAGGUCCGGAUGCGCAGGAGCCUGUGCUGUCGAUCACCGGACGCAGCCACCUCUGGAAUCACUUUCAGAAUAGACACCGAGAGCUGUGACACAGACGGCGAUGUCUUAAUCAAGGGGCUGAGGGUGUGAUCAGUGGAACACACUUUUCGCAGUCCUGAUGCGUCCCUUUACAAACAUAAAGGCAAAAACAGAUUUUGCUUUUGCAACGCUGUCCUAGUUAGCCAUUCGGAGUUACUGUUGUUGUUGUCAUUUCAAAAGCUAGUAAGCGAGAGCAAAACAUUUAACGCCUGACUUUUCACAGUACGGUAACCGAGAUGGACGUGCAGGCUUCCUGUGAGCUGAUUGCAUGCCAUGAACAGGGCAAAUUGUUGUUUGGUCUGUACACUGCAAAAAAAAUAAAAUAACUGAACUAACUCUAACUCUGAACUAAAUUCACUCACUUGUUCGGAGCGGUUUUGUUCUUUUCUGCAGUGCAGAGCAAAGCAAUGUUCCUGAUUCUUCUAACAUCCCCCCCGCUUCAACUUAAAAAAAAACAAACAUAGUUACUAAGCACAUCUUUCUAGAAGAGUAUAUGCAUUUGAUUGCAAUUUUCUUUCUUUUGUAAACUGUUGAUAAAAACAUUAAGGACAAUGACAAAUAAUUAAGGUAAAUCCAUGUAAAUAAAUGUAUAUAAUCAAAAAGUGCAGAGUAAAUGUAACGGGUGAAUUUCUAUUUUUAACACUGACUAGAUAAUGUGAAAAAAUCUUUUUUCUUUCUUCUUCUUCUGUUGGUUUGAUGAAAUGUGUUUCAUCACGUGUUGUUUCUUUUCAGAUCUAAUAAGACAUUUGUUUCGUAGUUUCUUAAAAACAAACAACAAAAAAAAGAAUUGGUCCCACUUGUGUUGUGCACACUUGUUGCAUGGAGAGUAGCCUUCUUGUUUUCUUAUAGUGAUGUUGGUGAGCAUGUCAGUGUGUGUGAGACUGUGGGGUUCCCUUAACAUUGAUGAGGAGAAAAAAAAACAUUGACAAUUAUUAAUUAGGGAUCCAUUUAUUAUUAUCAUUAUUAGAACAGAGCUUGACAUUUAUGCACUGGACCUCAUUUAGAUUAUCAACAUGAACAGGGAAACGCAAGAUUUAGUCGGUUUGGGUUGGAAAACACACGUUUCAGAAAAUUUCAGGUCAGAUGGGGCUAAAAAAUAUCAAUGUUUUGGUACAUGAGCAUGGAUUUGAUUUUUAGUUUCACUCUCCAGACUCAUAGAAGAUUAAUUACGUUGAAACGUACUAGUUAAACUUACAAAAUCUGUUACAAGACACAGGAAAGAACACAUAGUUGCCUACAGAAAUGAAAUUCCCAUAAUUAAAAUAUGCUAAUAAAUUUCUUCCUAUGUGAAAUUAAUUGGAGAAAAGUUUGACGAUAAUAUUUAAAAUAUUUGUAUUAAAUUAAAUGGAUCCCACGCCCCUUUAUUUCCAAGAACAUUUACCCCACGUAGCACAUGUAUGUGUCAUUAUGUAACUGAAAAUGAUUACAAGCACACUGAUCAGCUCUGGUGACCAUUACAUUAUAUUACAGAGAGACAAACACACACUGAGACCUCCAGUGUCACACUGAGGUCAGUGAUCACACCUCAGAGCCUGUUGACGAUGACCCAGACAAAGUUUAUUUUUUUGUUGUUUCUUUGGCGCUGGUGUUGGAGUUGUUGCAGGGAGACUGAUGCAUGUGUUCGUGUUUUUUCCUGCUUCCUGUUGGUUUUUUGCAGUUUGUGCGAGCUUGUUUUCCCCCUUGGUAUUCUUCUUGAUAUUCUGUUCAUGUAUAAAAGCAGGAAUGUUCAUCUGUGAACAGACAGUGAGACAUUUUAAAGAUCCUCAACUGAGACCUUGACGUGACGAGAGUUCACGUCCAAGGGUGACGUCACUGACUGUGUCCGUCUGUGUGCGAGUGCCUCGACUCACCUCGAAUCACUUUCCUCUGCAAAUCACAAAUUUUAGGUAUUUUCUAUUGAAUGCAGUAACUUAUGGGCCAGUACUAUAUUUACUCAGUGCAAUGCAGUUAUCAUUAUAAUAAUACAAUUAUUAAUAAUAUUUUUUCUUUUUUUUUUUUUUUGUAUUUGUACAGAACAAAUGUGUAAAGAUCAGUGAGGAAAACGUGAGCUUUUUGAUACUGUGACUCAUAGUGUUUAAAAGUCAGUUUCUCCCUGUACAGUUGUGAUUAUUUCCCCCUUCCUCCCUUCUUCUUUUAUAGAAUAAAAACUGUUUUUGGUGCAAUUUAA